UGCACCAAUGAUGUAACUUUCCUGAUAGGUCACACACACAAGAGUGGGGAGUUCCUGCGAGUGAAUCUAGUUUCAAUUCACAAUUCCUGUCACAUAGCGUUAUUCAUUCAUUCCCUUUUAGUUUACAUGAUGAUCCGAACACUGUUUCGCACCGGCGGGUCUCUCCUUCAGCAUAGCCGACGAACGGUGCCAAGGUUGUGGGUGUCCCCACUUCAGCAGCGAUGGGCCUCCAGUCUACCGAUGAACACGGUGGUCCUGUUUGUGCCACAGCAGGAAGCAUGGGUGGUGGAGAGAAUGGGUCGCUUCCAUCGCAUCCUAGAACCGGGGUUAAAUUUCCUCAUCCCGGUACUUGACCGAAUCCGCUAUGUGCAAAGUCUCAAAGAAAUUGUCAUCGAUGUCCCCGAGCAGUCUGCAGUAUCUUUAGAUAAUGUAACGCUCCAGAUUGAUGGAGUUCUAUAUUUAAGGAUCCUGGACCCUUUCAAAGCUAGUUAUGGUGUUGAGGACCCUGAAUAUGCUGUCACACAGCUGGCACAGACCACCAUGCGUUCAGAACUGGGCAAACUGACACUGGACAAAGUGUUCAGGGAAAGAGAGUCCCUUAACGCCAACAUUGUUCACUCCAUCAACCAAGCUUCAGACGAGUGGGGAAUCCGUUGCUUGCGGUAUGAAAUUAAAGAUAUACAUGUUCCACCUCGUGUGAAGGAAUCCAUGCAGAUGCAGGUAGAGGCUGAACGUAAGAAGAGAGCCACGGUGCUGGAGUCUGAAGGGACAAGGGAAUCAGCCAUUAAUGUCGCAGAAGGGCGUAAACAAGCUCAAAUUCUUGCCUCGGAGGGUGAAAAAGCGGAACAGAUCAACAAAGCGGCUGGUGAAGCCCAAGCAGUCAUAGCCAAAGCUGAGGCCAAAGCCAAGGCCAUCCGAGUUCUAUCUGAUGCCCUCGCUGAGCAGAAUGGAAAUGCGGCAGCCUCACUGAGCGUGGCUGAGCAGUACGUGUCUGCGUUUUCCAACCUUGCCAAAGAGUCCAACACUGUCCUUCUCCCGACAAAGACAGGCGACAUUAGCAGCAUGGUGACACAGGCCAUGACCAUUUAUGGUACAUUAGCAAAGGCAAGUCCGAAGAUCCCACCAGCAGAAGUGGAGGAGUGUGAAGAUAUUUCAAAUCAACCCGAAUCAAAAUAGCAUUUCAAUGACUUGCAGGAGUGGAAUUUUCAUGGACUCUUGUUUGCCGACUGUCACAUCAGCAAUUUGACUUUUGGAUGCUGCUCAUGUUAAUGAUUUACUGUGGGUACCAUCUUAGUUUUCUGUAAAUUAUGCCCGGUAGAAAUAAUUUAAGAUAUUUUGAUUCAUUUGUGCGGAAAUGUGAUUAGGUUAACUCAGGCAAGGCAAUCUUCAUACACUUCUUCAUGGAAGUAUAAGUGAAGAAGGCAUUUUUUUCUACUGCACUAGUUUUGAGUUGCAACAUAUGGAUGCCUCAUGUGGGAGUUCCUCAGUGUUUAGUAUAUGUAGUUUGUCAUGUUAAAAUAGCAGGCACCAAAAUAAUUUCAGACCAGUAAAAGAGGUAAACAUUUUUUUAAUCUGAAAUACUUUCCCUUUGUUCUGUAGUUAGAAAUAAACACUGUGUCCAACCUUCA
Messenger RNA from Hippocampus comes (tiger tail seahorse), 1628 nucleotides. It is a transcript of the gene stoml2, whose product is annotated as stomatin (EPB72)-like 2. Bases 127 to 1176 code for a protein of 349 amino acids. Lineage: Eukaryota; Metazoa; Chordata; Actinopteri; Syngnathiformes; Syngnathidae. The record is from RefSeq and is a predicted model, not a curated record. Gene Ontology annotation, biological process: mitochondrion organization. Gene Ontology annotation, cellular component: mitochondrion; membrane. The transcript is spliced from 11 exons.